Pyrus x bretschneideri (Chinese white pear) is the source of this 1995-nucleotide messenger RNA. RefSeq names its product receptor-like protein 2. Bases 1 to 1995 code for a protein of 664 amino acids. Lineage: Eukaryota; Viridiplantae; Streptophyta; Magnoliopsida; Rosales; Rosaceae. Gene Ontology annotation, molecular function: protein binding. The transcript has a single exon. The record is from RefSeq and is a predicted model, not a curated record.
AUGUUUGUCUCAUCACUUGCAAAUCUCACAUAUCUCACUCACUUGAACCUUUCCCAUAAUUCACUUUAUGGCACACUUGAAAUCAAAUUCUUCUCGUCCUUGAAUCACCUCAAGAUCAUUGAUUUGAGCUACAACCUUCUUUCUGGAGAGAUACUCUAUUCUCUACCACCCAAAAAUAUUCAGACAAUAGAUUUGUCAAGCAAUCACUUCCAUGGUGCAAUUCCCUCUUCUUUUCUCCAACAAGCUUGGAAUUUGACUAGUUUCAAUGUCAGCAACAACGCCUUCUCUGGGUAUAUCCCUACUUCUAUUUGUCUCCGAUCAUCUCCUUCCAUAAGAGUAUUGGAUUUUUCCUCCAAUGAAUUUAGUGGCAAAUUUUCUCGUGGGCUCGGGGGGUGUUCCAAACUACAGAUUCUUCGUGCUGGUCACAAUAAUUUGUCAGGAUCACUUCCGGAAGACAUCUAUAAUGCUACUAAACUUGAGGAACUUGUAUUACCUCUCAAUUCACUAAAUGGAGCCAUUAGUGAAAGAAUUGCCAACCUCACCUACCUCACAAGCCUUGACCUCUAUUUUAAUAAUUUGAGUGGUGUGAUCCCUCUCAAUUUCGGGAAGCUCUCCAAGUUGAAAUUCAUGAAUUUUGAUUACAACAACUUAGAAGGUAAGUUGCCCCCAUCUUUGAUGAAUUGCACAAACCUUGUAGAACUACAUUUGGGAUUCAACAACUUGGAAGGAGACCUCACAACGUCUAAUUUCUCCAAACUUAGCCACCUUAGUAAACUUGACCUAGUUUGGAAUAACUUCACUGGUAUCUUGCCGAUAAGCCUUUACUCAUGCAGGUCUUUAAAAGCAAUCCGGUUGAGUAGUAAUCCUUACCUAGAAGGACAAAUACAAUAUGAGAUUCUUUCAUUGAAAUCCUUGUCAUUCCUCUCGCUUGUUUCUGUACGGUUGACCAAUAUAACAGGGGCAAUGAAUAUAUUAAGCCGUUGCAGAAGUCUUCGCACACUCAUGUUUAGCGGUUCGUUUGACAGUGAAGCAAUGCCAACUGAUGAUGACAUGGUUGAUUUUCACGGAUUCCAAGAUCUUCGUUUCUUAAGUUUGGCUUCAUGUAGGCUCACUGGUCAGAUACCUGGUUGGUUAUCAAACCUAAAGAAUCUAGAGGUGUUGUUUCUAGGUGCGAAUCAAUUCACAGGGUCAAUUCCAAGUUGGUUGGGGAAUCUUCCAAAUCUCUUUUUGGUGGAUUUGGCAGACAAUAUGAUUUCAGGUAAUCUUCCCAAACAACUUUGUAGAUUACCAAGGUUGGUGGUGAAUGCAUCUUCAAUAGGCAAUUAUGAAUUUGAACUUCCCCUCUUUAACUAUGCAUAUAACAAGGCAUAUGUUUUACCUCGUGGAACGUCUAACCUUCCAUGUAUGAUAGACCUAUCGGCAAAUAACAUUAAUGGUAGUAUACCUACUGAGAUCGGCCAAUUGCAGUUUCUUAGAAAAUUGUUUCUUAACCACAACAACUUCUCCGGCAACAUUCCAAACCAAAUAUCUAGCCUAAAAAAUUUAGAGGCUUUGGACCUCUCCAUGAAUCAUUUGUCCGGAAAAAUCCCUUGGUCCAUGACGAGCCUUAAUUUCUUGAACAAUUUUAAUGUCUCGUACAAUAAUCUUCAAGGAACAAUACCAACAGGCACGCAUCUCCAGAGCUUUGAUGCUUCUACAUUUGUGGGGAACCCUAAACUUUGUGGUGCUCCACUUCCAAAUGAAUGCAGAGAAAUUGAUGCAGAUAACAAGAAUAACGUCGACCAAGAUGUGGACAACAAAGGUGAUGAGCUUCCCUGGUUUUAUAUUUUUGCAACCCUAGGUUUCAUUGUCGGAUUUUGGGGAGUUUGCGGUUCUUUACUUCUUAAGAAGACAUGGAGGUACAAGUAUUUUCAGUUUCUGGAUAAUGUACAAGAUUUGCUCUAUGUGAAGAUGGCAAUAUGCAUGCGCAAGAUGAAGAGAAGGAUUAGGGACUAG